Molecule: messenger RNA, 6810 nt
Organism: Loxodonta africana (African savanna elephant)
Lineage: Eukaryota; Metazoa; Chordata; Mammalia; Proboscidea; Elephantidae
Gene: DPY19L3
Product: dpy-19 like C-mannosyltransferase 3
Exons: 17
Coding region: 3747-5597 (616 amino acids)
Cellular component (GO): nuclear inner membrane
Molecular function (GO): mannosyltransferase activity
Source: RefSeq, a predicted model, not a curated record
AAUAACAUAUCAGAAUUUUUGUAAUCAAGCAAGCCUUCUCUUUCAUUAACUUACUCCAGUUAUGCAGCAGUUACUCUAAUCCACGGUAUUUUCCAAACUGUGGAUUGUGAAAUUGGUGCAGUAGGACACAGGUUGACAUUGUUUCUUAAUGAAGUGAAAUAGAAGAGAAAAUAAGACAAUGUAUCACUCAUAGUAGAAUCGAGAAUGUUUUGUGAAAUGAGCCCUGGUGGCACAAUGAUUAAGCGCUUGCCUGCUAACCAAAAUGUGGGUGGUUCAAACCCACCAGUAGCUCUGUGAGAGAAAACGCCUGGUGAUCUGCUCUAAUAAAGUUUAAAACCAAAACCUGUUGUCUUCUGGUCGAUUCUGACUGAUAGUGACCCCGUAGGACAGAAUUGAACUGCCCAGUAGGGUUUCCAAGGCUGUAAAUCUUUACUGAAGCAGACUGCCAAAUCUUUCUCCUAUGGAGCUGCUGGUGAGUUUGAACUGCCAAUAUUUUGAUUAGCAGCCAAGCACUUAACUACCAGGGACCCUAGUAAACCCAAUGAGGCAGUUCUACUCUGUCCUGUAGGGUCGCUAUGAGCCACAAUCAGCUCAGCACACAACAACAACAAUGUGUUUGUACAGACUGAGUCACGGUAUACAACCUAUGUUUUACUGUGGGUUGCAUUAAAAAAAAAUCAAAAGCCACUGCUCUAAACUGCGGUGUUUUAACCUGGCUCCAUAGAUGAGCCUCGAGGUGUCCGUAACUUUCUAAUGUUAUAUGCGAACAGCUUUGUGGGUGUGCUUGCCCACACGCUUGCGUGCUUUUUUCUGGGAAAGGAGCCAUAAUUUUCAUCAGAUUCUCAAAAGGGCUCAUGACUUCUUACACCAGUUUCCUUGUUUUCCUUCUUUCUCCCUUCUGUCUAUUGAUCUGUUUCUCUGUCUCUUUCUCUAACAUUUCUGGAAUCCCUCUUGGCGUUGUUUUCAGAACUAGUAGAUCAGCUAAACAAGGAAACUUGUACAUUGCCAGUGUUAUGCCUUGUUUCUGAUCCAAAACGUCAUGAUGUUUGCCCUUAUUUACUAGCCGAGGCUUCUUGACGUCAUUGCUUGCAAAUGUAAAAUUCACCUUCAAAGACCGAAUGUUUAUCAUCUAUAAGAAUACUCAAAAGAAUUGUAGCAGUAUCUAAAGGCAGUUCACGAUGAGAGUUUUCCAAAAUAUUUUGAACUUUGAUCCCAUUAUUGGAAUGAGUCUCCAAAGGAGACAACUUUGAACAACAAGUUUAACUUAUAUGACUAACUUCGGGUAUGUUUAUUUUAAAAAUUGGUAGUAUUACUUUAUGGAGCCCCCAGUUUGUACAAAUGGUAACACACUCACUGCUAACUGAAGGGUUGGAGGUUCAGGUCCACCCAGAGGUGCCUUGGAAGAAAGGCCUGGCCAUCUACUGCUGAAAAAUCAGCCAUUGAAAACACUAUGGAGCGCAGUUCUACUUUAACAUACAUGGGAUCGCCAUGAGUCAGACUCAACCUGAUGGCAACUGGUUUGUUGUUUUUUUUUAAGUGUUACUUUAUAGGGAUGACUAGAUCUGUUUCUCUCUCUGUAUAUGCAAAUUAUCAUGGUACCAAAGAAUAAUGGUUCUUACAUUUCAGUGACAGUUGGUAAAUUUUUACUCACCUGUAUCUCUUUAAGGAAAUCCUGAUGGUGUAGUGGUUAAGUGCUACAGCUACUAGCCAAAAGGUCAGCAGUUCAAAUCCACCGGGCACUCCUUGGAAACUCUAUGGGGCAGUUCUACCCUGUCCUAUAGGGUCGCUUUGAGUCAGACCUGACUCGGCAGCAAUGGGAUUGGGUUUAUAUCUCUUUAAAAUGGAGUAGUUACAAACAGGUUCCCUAGAAUUAAGCAAUGUAGUGUUGAUCUAUUAAGACAAAUAUCCUGAAUAAAGGAAGUAUCCCUACAGGCAUAAAGCAGAAAUUAAAUGUUAGUAACUGGAUAGUUAGUCAUCAUUCUGAAAGAGAUUGCAUAACUUAAUUAUGAACUAUAAGUCUAGCUUUUUAAUUUAAAAAUUGCAAAUGGCUUUGUUAGUAUCCUUAAAUAUGCUUAUCAUUUAAAAAAAAAAAAAAAAAACACCUUAGCAUUCUUGAUAUUUCCCUCAAUAUCAGUUUUUCUCAAAAAAGUGCAAAGCUCGCCAGGUUAAGGGAAUCAUUAUAUUUUUACUUGGUAUAUAUUGAGAACCUGUUCUGUGGAUAAUGUUGAAUUAAAUGCUGCAGGAACCAUGGAAGGAGUAAUAAAGGCUUCUGAAUCUUCCAACAUCUUUUCCGACAUAAUAAAUUAAUUCAGUAAAUACAUAUUAAGUACCUGUAGUAUGCCAGAAGCACCGUGUUCAGUAGCAGCAAUACCACCAAAUAUAUUAAGGUCCCGCCUCAAGGAUCCAACACUCUUGAGGAGGACAUAGGCAAGUAGGUAGGACAUUCAGAAUCAACACUGUGAUAAGGGUCCAGAUAGAGAGUAUUACGGGAGUACACAGGAAGGACAGCCUAACCUAAUCUUGGAAGAUCAAGGAAGGUUUUCUAGAGGAAGCAGUGAUAAAGGAGACCUGAAGAAGACCAGGUAAGUUGUAGGAGAAGGGAAAUGUACAGGAAGUUCAAGAAGUAAGGCAGCCUGGAGUAUUUAAAGUGUUGGCAAUAGUUUGUAAUGGCUGGAGGCUAGACAGGGCAAGAGACUAUAGUGGGAAUGGUAAACAGGCCAGAUCAUGAAGGACCCUGUCCUCUGUGACUGAUAGAACUUUCUCAGAACAUAAUAGUGAGCCCUAUUUUAAUAAUAUAGCAGUGUCAUCAUAUUGGUGUUUUAGAAAGAUGGCUCAGGCUACAGUGUGAAAAAUGGGUUUAAGGAGGACAAAACUGAAGUCAGAGGAAACUGAUGGGAUAAUAUAAUUUAGUGGCCUAAAUUUGGGUAGUAGCAGUGGAGCCGUGUUUAUUUAUUUGAUCAUCAUUCACUGAAUACCUGCUAUGUGCCAGGCACUGUUCUAAGCCCUGGGAAUAGAACACUGAAUGUGAUAUGAACUUAAUUCUCAUGAGGAGAAACUAACUGGAAAUAAUAAAUACUUCUUUAUGGUGAACAACAAACAGGGUAAUGAGAUCGUUACCAGAAGGCUACUUGAAAUUGGGAGUUAAGGCAGGCCACUUUGAGGGCAAGAGAUAUAAAUUAGACUUAAAUGGUAAUGUAACGGAACGCCACUCGAGUUCUUGUCCUGUCUUAUUAGCCAGUUGAAAUAAGACGGACACUGAUUGCAACGGAAACAGAAAGUGGCAAGUUUGUUGUCUGCGCGUACAAGGAGCGCUUGGGGUCUAGUGACCUUAAGGCCACGUGCUUGCUGACUAAGGGGGCUGGGGAGCUUUUUGUUUCUAAUGGUGUCAGGGGGUUGGUGCCCGGAAUUUUCUGCCUUUAGCCCUCCCAUGCCUGUAUUUGGGGGCGGGGGGUCAGUUGAAGGAUGUGAUUUCAAUCUGUGCAUGCUUCAAGGUGUAACUAGGGCCACUACUUGCUGCGACUUCCUGCUCAAAACAAGCUUGUGGUUAGCAAGACAAAGAGGGGGGAAGGGGUGUUGAUUGGGGUUUUCAAUAUGGCUGAGCAGCCUGUUUCCAUAAGAAGGAACCAGCCAAGAUCUGUGAGAACACUCUGAGAAGAGGGAACAGCAAAUGAAACGGUGGUGAGGAAGUGGAACGAGAAAUCUCAUUCAGGACGGAAUGUGGACUGUAUUACUCCUAUUACAAGCAAAUGCUGCAGGCUCCAACCCUCGAGCAAGGUUUACAUGGCUUAAUAUAUGACAACAAAACUGAAUCUAUGAGGACAAUUAACCUCCUUGAACGAAUGAAUAUUUACCAGGAAGUUUUUCUCAGUAUUUUAUACAAAGUUCUACCCGUACAGAAAUAUUUAGAGCCAGUUUAUUUUUAUAUUUACACCUUAUUUGGGCUCCAGGCGAUCUAUGUCACAGCUCUUUAUGUAACCAGCUGGCUCCUUAGUGGUACAUGGCUAUCAGGACUAUUAGCAGCUUUCUGGUAUGUCACAAAUAGAAUAGAUACCACAAGAGUUGAGUUUACCAUUCCACUGAGGGAGAACUGGGCACUGCCCUUCUUCGCAGUUCAGAUAGCAGCGAUUACGUAUUUCCUGAGACCAAAUUUACAGCCUCUUUCUGAAAGGCUGACACUUCUUGCCGUUUUUGUAUCAACUUUUCUCUUUAGUCUGACAUGGCAGUUUAAUCAAUUUAUGAUGCUGCUGCAGGCAUUAGUACUGUUCGUGCUGGACUCCUUAGACAUGCUACCAGCAGUGAAGGUGACAUGGCUGUACGGCAUACAGAUAACAAGUUUAUUCCUGGUCUGCGUUCUUCAGUUUUUCAAUUCCAUGAUUCUUGGAUCAUUGCUUAUAAGCUUUAAUCUUUCAGUAUUAAUUGCAAGAAAACUUCAGAAAAAUCUGAAAACUGGAAGCUUCUUUAAUAGGCUUGGGAAACUUUUAUUACAUUUAUUCUUGGUUUUAUGUUUGACACUUUUUCUCAACAACAUUAUUAAGAAAAUUUUAAACCUGAAGUCAGAUGAACACAUAUUUAAAUUCCUGAAGGCAAAAUUUGGGUUUGGAGCAACAAGAGAUUUUGAUGCAAAUCUGUAUCUGUGUGAAGAAGCUUUUGGUCUCCUGCCUUUUAAUACAUUUGAAAGGCUUUCUGGUACUCUGCUUUUUUAUGCUUAUGUAUUUGUUCUGUCCAUCACAGUGAUUGCAGCUAUAGCGGUUGCCUUUCAUAAUCUCAGUGAUUCAACAGAUCAACAAUCCAUGGGUAAAAUGGGAAAAUGCACAAUUGAGCUGAAACCAGAAACUGCCUACAACCUAAUACAUACUAUUCUGUUUGGAUUCUUGGCAUUGAGUACAAUGAGAAUGAAAUACCUGUGGACAUCACACAUGUGUGUGUUUGCAUCAUUUGGCUUGUGCAGCCCUGAAAUAUGGGAGUUACUUCUGAAGUUGGUCCAUCUUUACAGCCCAAAGAGGAUACGUGUAAUUCGAUAUUCAGUACCGAUAUUAAUACUGAUGUAUCUUUGCCAUAAGUUCUGGCCAGGAAUGAUGGAUGAACUCUCCGAGCUGAGAGAAUUCUAUGAUCCAGAUACGGUGGAGCUGAUGAACUGGAUUAUCUCUAACACUCCAAGGAAUGCUGUGUUUGCUGGAAGCAUGCAGUUGCUGGCUGGAGUCAAGCUGUGCACAGGAAGGACCUUAACCAACCACCCGCACUAUGAAGACAAAAGCCUAAGAGAGCGAACCAAAGCUGUCUAUCAGAUAUACGCAAAGCGGUCUCCAGAGGAAGUGUAUGCCUUGCUAAGGUCCUUUGGCACCGACUACGUCAUCCUGGAAGACAGCAUCUGCUACGAACGAAGGCACCGCCGCGGCUGCCGGCUGCGGGACCUGCUGGACAUCGCCAACGGACACGUGAUGGAUGGCCCAGGAGAGAAUGAGCCCGAUUUGAAACCUGCAGGCCACCCUCGCUUCUGUGAAGAGAUAAAAAGAAACCUACCCCCUUACAUGGCACAUUUCACUAGAGUGUUUCAGAACAAAACAUUCCAUGUUUACAAGCUAACCAGAAACAAGUAACAACACAGUUGUCUGUUCAGCCUCUAUUUUUGAUACAAAUUCCAUCAUAAUGAAGCCCAAUUGAUAGUUUCCUAUGUAAUUAGGUAGCCUGCACCUUAAAGCUGUGAUCUGAGUAAGGUCUACAGAUGUUUACACAAGCAUUACUAUCUCUGAAAGUAUCUUACACAAGUUCAAGUGUUUGUCAUCUUGUCUCUAUCUGUUCAACGUUGUUUAGUGUAACUGUUCACAGCUUUCCCAGAGUGGCCUAGAACUUUGUUGGGGAGAUCAGUCUGUGUUCCAUGGCAGCCUGAACAGCCACAUAUCAUGUUGGGAAUCAAGAACCUGUUCAGGAUUUGAAAUACGUUUAAUCUUCAAUUGUCUUAAGACAGCAGUGGUUGAAUUGAAUUGAGGAGAUGCAUAAUUAUUGAAUUUUAUUCCACUUGUGAAGACCAAUCAGUGGCUUUUUAAAAAGCUCUUUAUUGUCCUGUUUUACCUGAAAAUUUUAUGAAGUGUUUUCAGUUUUCAUGCUCUUAACAUUGGAAAAAAAAAAUCAUGUUAGGUCUUUGUACAUAUCUGAAAUUUUUUGAUCGAGCUGUGUCCGAAAUGUAGUGCGUAGACUUCAGUAAUAUGUGUCACAUAUUAAAUGUGUCUGUGUGUUUUUUAAUGCUGGACACAGAAAAGUAUUACAAGUUCCAUAUUUUAAGUCCUUAAAGGGGCAGAAAUAUAUGUAGCCAAGUAGAAUUUGUUACUGCUUAGUGUUUUUAUUUUAAAACCUAUGGAUACUAUUUAACCUCCCCUUCAAGUAAGAGAGUUUUGCUUUAUUUCUUACUCAUUUAAAUCUACUGGGUUUGCAAAAUUUUGUAAAAUUUUGUGUUUUUAGCCUUUGUAUUUUUUACAGCCUAGAACCUUGCAGAAAGCCUGACUAUUUUUAAAAUGUCGUGUCUUAACUAAUUCGCUGAUAACGAUAUUUGUAGCAGACCGCAUUUUCAUACCAGGUUUGAUUUGUGUCUCCAAUCUUACCGUGAGGUCCUGCUGGUGUUGUUCUUUUCCUUACAAAAAGGUAACCAAGUGCCUCUAAGUCAUGACAGCUUAUCAGCAAGAAAGAGGAUUAUGUGUACCUGCUCAAAAAUUUUUUGAUAAUUGCUUUUAUAAUUAAUUGCUAAUGAUGGGGACAUGUAAAAGUUGCUGAUAAAAGUAUGCUGUGCAUUUAAUUAAAUCAAGAUGGCUAAUGAAA